AUGAUUACUUCCGUCCUCACUCUGGCCAUGGCUGCCAUCGUCUCUGCUCAUGCAGGCCAUGACCAAGUCCCCAUGACUGGCCCUCACGAGUCUGUCUGGUACAACACUCUCCCUGGUGACGGCGGCAAGCAGGCCGACUCCGUCUUCUCUGGAAUCACCACAUUCGGCCGCCUUCCCUACCGCGAGUGCCUCGGCAACCCGAACAUCGAGUACGAUAUUGCCUUUAUCGGUGCUCCCUUUGACACCGGAACCUCCUACCGUCCCGGUGCUCGUUUUGGACCUUCUGGUAUCCGCCAGGGAUCCCGCCGCCUGAACCUCUACGGCGGAUACAAUGUCCCCCUAGAGACAAACCCUUUCAACAGCUGGGCCAAAGUUCUUGACUGUGGCGAUAUCCCCGUCACCUCGUAUGACAACACGUGGGCUCUCACCCAGAUUGAGGAGGGACACUUCAACAUCCUGGGACGCUCGCCCUCCACUGAUGCCGACAAGCGCGGCCCUGCCAUCAAGGGCAAGACUCUCCCCCGCGUCAUCACUCUCGGUGGUGACCACACCAUCACCCUUCCCCUGCUGAGGUCCGUCAACCGCGCCUACGGUCCCGUCACGGUCAUCCACUUUGACAGCCAUCUCGACACCUGGAAGCCCAAGGUCUUUGGCGGAUCUCCCUCUGAGGUUGCCGCCGUCAACCACGGAACCUAUUUCUACCACGCCGCCAUGGAGGGUCUCCUCGUCAACGACACCAACAUCCACGCCGGCAUCCGCACCACCCUUAGUGGACCCAGCGACUACGACAACGACGGCUACGUCGGCUUCGAGAUCGUCGAGGCUCGUGAGAUUGACACCAUUGGUGUCCAGGGUAUCAUCAAGAAAAUUAUCGAGCGUGUGGGCACCGAGCGCCCCGUAUAUCUCUCUAUCGACAUUGACACCCUUGAUCCUGCCUUUGCUCCUGCUACCGGUACUCCCGAGACUGGUGGCUGGUCUACCCGUGAGCUCCGCACCAUCAUCCGUGGUCUCGAGGACCUCAACUUCAUCGGCGCCGACAUCGUCGAGGUUGCCCCUGCCUAUGACACCAACGCCGAGCACACCACCAUGGCUGCCGCUGACGUUCUCUACGAGGUCAUGAGUAUCAUGGUCAAGAAGGGUCCCCUCAGCAACAUGAUCGGCCAAAAGGGCAACGGCAGUGAGCUGUAA
Messenger RNA from Geosmithia morbida, 1188 nucleotides. Its product is annotated as agmatinase. Bases 1 to 1188 code for a protein of 395 amino acids. NCBI's taxonomy places the organism in Eukaryota, Fungi, Ascomycota, Sordariomycetes, Hypocreales, Bionectriaceae. The transcript is spliced from 7 exons. Gene Ontology annotation, molecular function: metal ion binding; agmatinase activity. The record is from RefSeq and is a predicted model, not a curated record.